Molecule: messenger RNA, 12264 nt
Organism: Leishmania braziliensis MHOM/BR/75/M2904
Lineage: Eukaryota; Euglenozoa; Kinetoplastea; Trypanosomatida; Trypanosomatidae
Exons: 1
Coding region: 1-12264 (4087 amino acids)
Cellular component (GO): cytoplasm
Molecular function (GO): ubiquitin-protein transferase activity; protein binding
Source: RefSeq, a predicted model, not a curated record
AUGUACAUGCAAGACUCAAGCGGCGAGAGCAAAAACUUGGUGGAGCUGGACACCGUGCCCCUCUCGCAGCUCUAUGCAGCAGGGUAUCGUAUGUAUCGCAAAAAACAUCAGGCGGAUCCAAAACAGAGCUUAGCUCUGCCUACCGCCCCCCCAGACUUCGACGGUGAUGCCCCGAUGGAUCCCCAGACGAUUGUUCGGCACGUGCGCAGCCUCGCCAAUGCCUAUAACAGCGUCACUCCGACCCCGUCACCAUUCCUCAUAUACGAGCAGGUAAUCCUUGAUGCGAAAGAUGCCCUCAAGGCAACAACAGAGGAGUCCAACCAGAGCACUGUUCAGCGAAACGAUGACGGGUGCAACUCGCCGGCUUCCCACACCGCGGAGAACUCGAUGGAUGACCUUUUUAUUUACUCCUCUACCUUCCGCUCGCAGCUACAAUCCGACGCACUAAUGAUGUCUGUGAGCCUUUUGAAUGGUAUGCAGUCGCACGUGCGCUCAUUGCAGCUGUUGUAUCAGCGUCUCUUGUCCGAUGUCAACCUCGCCCGCGCGCUGGCGCCGUCUGUUGUGAGCGAGUUGCUCACUCAGCUGGACAUCUCCGUCAAGGAGACGACGCCGCCGUCGGCGCAGGUGAUGGAGCAGUGCGCCAUUGCAGGGCUACUAGUCGGACGGCGUCAUCAACUGAACGAGGUACUGCGCUACACUGACGUUCUAGAGCAGCUCACCAUCGCCUCUUCUAGCAUUGUUCCAGUAGCGGUCCCGCACGCGCGCGAGAUUGCGCAGUCCUUCUCACUUCAUGCUGCGGCCAUCUGUCCCAUCACCUCCCCGAUCGACUGCUUCCAAGAUGAGCCCAUCAAGAUGAAGAUGGUGCUCGGUGAGGGUACAGGUGUGCAGAGGUUUUGUGUGAGCCCCAACCAGCAGUAUCUCGCCACAGUCGGAGCGCAAAGGGUAACGAUGCUACACCUUUCGACUGGCUCCUUGCACGCGGAGCGGGAGCUGCCAGAGGUGGUGACCGGCUGCUGGAAUGUGACGUUUUCCGAGGACUCGACGCACCUGGUCUGCACUGAUGCGAGCGGACUGCACCACGCUGUCCUUACAACAGACCUCGCAACGAAGGAGGAUCGCACGACGGAGUGCGUGUCGCUGGUGACGAACUAUCGCAAAGGUGUGCUGGAGACGACGCCGGCGCCGUUCCUGCCAUCCGGGUCCACUGCGUCGCUGCAUAUGCUCGAGUCCACUGUCAAGGCCUGCGUCGCCUCCUUCAGCCGCCCCUUACCGGACUCGGUGGACUGCUUUUCCCUCUGCGCGCACGCGUACAGCGAUUGCUCUGGCACACUCAUUCGCAUCGUUCCAGACACCGGGGAGGCCCUCUCGGUAGAGUUGAGUGGUAGCUUGCUGCGGUUGCGACAGGGCUCCACUGUGUGUCAAGGUGUGCUGCCCUCCACCAGCCAGUGGUACUUCCUUCACGUACAUUGGAGCAAAGGUGUAUGGGCCGUCAGCGUCAAUUUCUCCAUCGUCGAGCUGAGUGGACCACACUACACGCAGUCGCAGACGAUGAAGAUCAGAAUGGUCGAGUGCCUGCGCUGCUCCGGUCAUUUCGGGUCCAUGGCGGUCUGGGUCGGGGCGAACGGCCCGGCGACGGUACGUCGGUUCUUCCGAGAAAGGGUCGUGGACAGCUCUGUGACGCCGCUGUUUGUGCUCCCCAUGGACGAAGGUACAGGAGUGUGGCUGAAAGAGACGGUGGGACGCCAAUGCGUGCCACUGAACAUCAAGCUCUUCACAUGGGACUCUUCUGUGGUGGUGCCGGUCGCCACGACGAGCCGCUUUGCUGUGCCGCUGGACGAGUGGGUUCUCCUGUCCGGCCGGGUGCUGAAGAGCGCGUACCGCCUUUUCCUCGUGCUGCCACCACUAGAGAAAGGCUCCGACGAUCUUGUGGCGGAGGUGGACCGCGAGGGCAAUCAAAUUGUGCGGGUGUAUCAGUGCCCACGCUCGUGCAGCGAGAACGCGUACGCCAUGCUUAGCGACGAGUCUGAGCUACUCGUCUAUCAGCAGCGCUUUUCCACCUUCAGCUCUGUCCGCCUCUUUACCCGCCGCCGAAUGGAGAAGGAGUUGGCAUUGUGCAACCCAAAUGGGUCGUGCCCGCCUGUCGACUCAGCGCCGUGGCUCUUGCAGCAAAUAUACCGCUGCAUCUACACUGAGAGCUACGAACUGGAGCGCAUUCUCCCUGAAAACUCUCCGCUGUCCUUUGGCACACUUCGUUCGUUGGCCCAGGCUCUGCGGCAAGUGAAGCCGCUCACGCCACCGCUGAAGGUUUUGGCGUUCAUGUCGCUGACUUUGGUGCAUUUCCGUCGUCUUGCUACGCUUAAUGACACCCGCAUUGCGGACAUUGCCGCAUCGCUGAAGACGUCGUGCAGCGCCAUCAUGAUGCUCUUCACGGAGAAGACAUUCUUGGAGGUGACACACAAGCUCUACCAAGUCGCGACCGCGUGGUCCCUCACUGUCGAAGACCAGGCAGAGAUGCUUCUGCGGAUGAACUCCGGCGAGCACACCGAUCUGCAGUGGAGCUACUUCUCUCGUGAGCGCGUCUACACCGUCAUUCAUCACAUUGUGCAGCACCGUCCAGAAGACGUUGUAUCAGCUGCAAAGAAUCUGCUGCACCAGUGUGAGCGGGAGGUUGCCAGCGAUGCCGGCGAACUGAAGCCGGCAACGCAUCUUAUGACGUCUUUCGUGCUUGCCGUCAUGACUACCCUGCCCUCACACGCCGCGUGCAAAUCGGAGGCGUACGUGAGCCAGCUUCUGGAGCUGUUUGUCGACUACAUGUGUCGCUGCAAGUCCCUCUUCACCCCUGCACGAGUCGACGAGCAGUCGAACUCAGUCCUCCUCACCGGCGUGCUGCCGAUCUUCGUGACUGUGGCGAGUGUGUUCCCGGCAGCUGUGUCUGUUGAGACCCAAGAGCAUCUGCUGGAGCUGUAUAAUCGCCUGUGGGCGGUUCAGGCGAGUCCAAAGCAGGUGGUAGCCUUCUCUACCCACGAGGCGUACGACAUGUACGUGUCGAACAAGGAGGACACCGGCAUCUGGCGCCUGUUUCUUGACUUCUCCACCGCACGAAGCGUCUCACUCAUCAAGGAGGUCAGCAGUCCACCCGUAUUUGUGACGCAGUCGGAUGCAUCGAAUGGUAGGCCUGACAACACGGUAUUGGACGAGACGAGCACCUUCAAGAAGUUGGACGGUGGCGAACUUCACAUUCACGGCAGAGGUGAAAACAGCUUUACGGCCAUCGCACAGUACGAGUUUGUGCUGGAUGUUUCCCUGGCCUCCGUAAUGCGGGAGGCAAUCUUGCAAGUGCUGCUGGCCGCCGCUGCGCAGCUCAUGGAGAAGCCGCCGACGUCGUCUGAGGUUGUCAUUGCACCGUUGUUUCGCUACGGGCUCACCACAAGUGUGUUGGCGGCUCACAACGUCGAGGUGCGCGGUGUAACGCACGAAAACCUCUUCGAUUUUCCGCUGCGCGUUCUGGAGGACAGGGACGAGGGCAAGGAGUUUGUGGAUGAGGUGAGCAAGGCAAUGCGGGGGUCCAUUGUUCCUUCAAUGCGUCCCGCUAUCCGCGCGCUGCUAUCGAUCCUUCUGCAUUGCGGACUAACACGCGGACAAGCGGAGGACGAGCUGAAGCUGCGAUGGUUCAGCGGAGAGUGGAGCACAAAGCUUCAGGGCGCCACAAAGGAGGAAACAAUCGUCUUCCUCACAUCGCUGGCGCGAUGGAUGACGGAGUGCGUUUUCUUCGAGGGAGACGGCACGACACCGAUGUUUGGCCGCCGCACCUCGAUUCGGCUCGAGAGCUCCCUGAACGGAUCGAGGUCACUCUCAGAGCGGCGGGGAUCGACGAGCUCGCGCCGAAGUGUCGUGAAGCUGUCCUCGCAGAAUGACUCUCUGGAGCAGGUGCGCUUGUUGCUGGUGAAGGGGAUUACGCCGCUCAGGAUUCAGGAAGACUUGAUCAGUCGUGCGCGCGCGGCGCAGAACAUCGAAAAAGGCCUUCAGUUGCUCUCACGUCUGGUGCAGGUCAACCCGGCCGGACUGACAGAGGACUUCAUGACGAAAGUGCUGCGCGUACUAUGGGCCUUCACCUGCACUGACGACUGCCAGCACUUCAUGGAAGUGCUGCGCGGCGCUGGGGUCGAUGCGGAGAUGGCUGUACGUCGCGCCUUCCACGGCGUGCUCCACAGCUUUUUCGCGGUACUCAAGAACUCGUCGAACGCGGUUGGGUACCGCGCUGCCCUGACACAGGAGGCUUUCCAAGGGCGUGCGCUCAUGCUCUUUCAUGCCAUCUUGUGCCUCCCAUGGGAUGAGGCGGACUGUGAAGACUUCAAGCGCAGCUUUGAGACGGAGAAUGACAUUCUAAAGUUCUUGGAGAGCCAGAUGGGCUCGCCAACAGCGCUGGCGGCGCUAACGUCACCGUGGCGACUACGGCACGAAGCAGCUCGCUCCGCUGAGGACAUGACAGUGGUUCAGGAGCAAGCGGUGCGGACGGGGCUCCUCAGCGCGGCCGAUUUCACUUCCCUUAGCCGUGUCUUUCCAAACGGCUUUUCUGUCGUCAUUCCCACAAUUCAAACGGCACGGUCGCAGUUUGGGGUGGCGAUGGAGAAGGGCUCUGGCGCCGCCGUGCUGGUGCGCGCUGACGAGGGGUGGCAGCUAAACUGGAAGGAGGGGGUCCCGCGGGUUUAUUACUACGAGGUAAAGAUCAACUCUCCCAUUGGCAAGUUUGACGUGGGCGUACAGCUGCCCCGCACGGAGCUUGCCGUCCGCGGCGAGGACCUCUUUUUCUCCUACAGCAGCCUGGGCGACGUUAACUGGGGUGAGCAGGCGCAGCUGCCGCCUUUCACGGAGGGGGACACCGUUGGCUGCGGUAUCGUAGCCACUUCGCGUCUUCUGUUCUACACACUCAAUGGCCGCUUUCUCUCCUUUGCGGGUGGCGUCAGCGUGUCCACUAAUGUCACUGCCGAUAGCGCACUACUGUACCCUGUCAUCUCCUUCGACGAUGGAAGCAUGGUGCGCAUCGCAGUGAACUUUGGCACGAUGCCUUUCGCAUAUGACUACCGCCAGCUACACCCGGCUCUGACGAUCGCCAAAGGUCCGACUUGGUAUCGCAUCACUUCCACCGCGGAGAUGGUGCUUCACCAUCUGACGGCUCGUGUGUGCGCUGUGCAGGAGUCGAAGAGCCACAGCGCCCGUGGCGCGCUGACGCAGGUGUGCAAUGUGGUGUGUCGCCAUGUGAACAGCGUCACGUCAUCACUCAUGAACAUUGGCAUUGGCGGCUCCUCGAAUAGCAGCUCAACGACGCGCGUGCAGCAGGCUGUGGCGCUAAGCGUCGCAGAGCACUCGAUCAUGGUGCUCAUUUCCAUCAUUCGGCACAUUGCCACGCACGGUAUUCUACCGAGUGAGCACAUCAGCAACAUGGUAUUCGACGCCGUGUCCAUUCUUAUGCUGCUGCCACUGCAUUCUGUCCAGAUCGCAACCAUUGGCCUGCUGCCGGACGUGAUUGUGCACGUCAGAGAAGUCCCCGACAGCAAGACUGCCGGGAACUUGGUGUCUACGCUUUUCGAGAACGCUACCUGCGCCACCGAUUGCGAGGACGUCAUCCCGUUCGUACCGAUGUGGUGCGAGUGCGACGCGAGCGCUAUGGCAAUCGUGAACGUGCAGCACGCACACAUGCUACCCGACGCGCAGCGCAGCAUUGUGCUGGGCAACGUGCUUCCCCGCACUGGAAUGGUGUCCUUCUCUGUCAAGGUGACGAGGCGCAACAUGUCGAAGGGGCACUCACUGAAGGGUGGUUAUUUUAUCGGAGUCUCUGUGGCAAGGCUCAGCCCGCUGACGCCGACGAGCAACUCGCAGAGCUGGAAGGCUGUGAACCCGCCCAUUGUGUGGGCAAUCCAGGACACAUCGCCACAGCUACCGCAUGCCACAAACCCCACCGUCAAGCUCAACAACUUCCAGCGCACCUUUGGCAACGCCGACUCCAUUCGUGUCGUGGUGGAUCGCGACAAGCGAUGCAUCGACUUCUACCGUGAGGGUGAGUUCCUCAAGACGCUCUUCAGCGACAUUCCAGAGGACACUGACCUGGUGCCGUUUGUGCAGCUCUACAACGAUGACGCCGCCGCGGCGAUUAGUGCCGGCACGAUGACAGCCCCAAUCACCGGGCCAACACUCCUCGGUGUGGUUUCGGUCGACGUGCUGCGCUCUAUGCUGACCCUUGACCCCUUCCAAGACCUCGUUGCAGAGCGUCUAUGUGAGGAGCUGAGUCUGCAGCAGUUCCCCAAGGUGACGCUCUCGAUCUUCAAGAGCGUGCCAGACCCACGUCUGCUGCAGCUACGCAGCUCUGCGGGAGAGGAAGUGACAGUGACGGUGUCGCGGCUGAAUGAUUUGCGCUGCAAGUUCGCUCUUGGGGGCAAAACAAACUACGAGCAUCUCUGUAACAUGCGCACGCCAGCCAAGCCGCGCACGGUGUGCACCUUCGACACUGUUCUGCCGACCUCGCGUCUGACGGGACUGUCGCGCUGCAUUGGCCACCUCAUCGCCGCUGCAGAGCGCAUGGUGAUGCCACGCAUCACGACUGAGGCGCUCUGCUGCACUGAGCAGGAGGACCGCUGCAGGGUUGUGCUGGAGGAGAAGGAUCACUGGGACUUCCUCUUUCACGGGCUGCGCGUGGGCAGCUUCAUCACGGUGUUGCGUCGGCUGCCCUCCAUCGCCGCCAUGCACACGCCGCCGAUCCCGCACGACUACACGUUCUCCGCGGCGCUCUCCAACCCGGGAUUUUCAAUGCCUUCGCACUACUGCGGGCGCCUGGCGACAGUGCCGAAUGGCGCAAAAGGGGUCUCCACGCCGUUCAUCGCGAUCGCAGAGCCGUCCAUUCCGACUGGGGCAAAGCUUAGCAUCCGAUGCCAGCUGAUUCGCGGCAAUCAAGGCCAGAUCCUCGGUGGGGGGUACUACUUUGGCGUUUGCACGUCGACCUUUCACUGGAAACACAAGGACUUGAAUGCGCACACAGCCGAGGUGUGGGCACUGCAUGAUAUGGAUGACUCACCCUGGCGACUGCGCCACCUGCGCACCGACGCUUCGUUUCUGGUGGCAGCGGAGCCGCGCUGCAUUAUUGUCAGUGGCGACACCAUUCGACUUUACAUUGACCGCGCCGCGCGCACUAUACAUGCCUUUCGAACGCCGGUGAAUGGAGAGGAGAUGCCUCUCGGUCUCAUCUUUGACAACCUACCGAUCGACGGUGUGCUGUACCCUUUUGUGAACCUCUUCAACACGGACGCGGUGGCCGUCUUACUGCCCUCCAACAGCACCGCGCCAGCUAUUCGUCUUCCUUGCCAGAAGCUUCAGUACGCGCUCUGCACUACUGACGAACGUAAGGGGUGUGACGGGUGCAACUCGAACCUUGCCGAUACGAGGGUGUCCGGCUGCUGGUUUAAGUGCAACGAGUGCGCUGACUACACGCUCUGCUCGAACUGCUUCUUGACGUGUGUUCACUCGAACCAUAGCUUCACCAUGAUGGAUGGCUCGCCGAUUGCCUACUCGACCACCACACCUGCUACGGUCGAGCGUGGCACGGAGGUGACAAUACCAGCCGCAACGGUCAUGUACCUGCGUAGCAGCGGGUGCCGCAUGCUUGAGGCGAAGAUGAACUGUGUCGUUGAGGCGGUAGAGGACAACGCUUUCUGCGUCUGGGGACUCCUCGGCCAAGGUGACUCGGAGUCUUUCUCUGCUGUAAUUGACACCGUCGACGGAACCCCUCUCUCACCGGAUGCGCCGGUGUUUGUGGGGCUUGGCCCCGCACAGGAGAUUGUCCAGUCGACGCGCGAUAAGCUGCGCGACAAGUGCCUCGCGAACGUUUCUACCAUUGCGACGUACUGCAGCGACCCGUCGCUGAGGCAGCCGCUGGAGAAUCGCAGCAGAGACCCGUACGGGUUCAAGCGCGGCUCACGCAUCACCCUCACGUACGACGCCGUCGCAGGUAGGAUCGCCAUCUCGCGCGACUGGGUCGUGGUUGGCACAAAGUCUGUGGCGCUGAAGGAUAGCGAGAGCACCGUGCAGCCGAUCGGCUGCUUUGUGCUGUUGGGCAAGAAGGGUACCACCGCUUCUAUCUUCCCAGAGCGCGCGUGCACGUUGACGACGACGGUGGAGGAUGUGAGUGGGAAUAUUCUCAAGACAGUCGGCCGAGACGGUAGCGUUUGGUUUGUGACACGCGAGAAUUGUCGCCUUCCGUUGACCCCGUGCCGCGGCCUGUAUCAGAAGAGCAGCUUGGGGUACGUCUUGAUGGACCAACGUCUCGCCCAGUGCCGCCGGAAGAGCUCGGACAAUCGCCUUAUCCAGGUGCAGGUGCUGGAGACAGAGGAGGUGGUGUCGGUGCCGGCGCUUCACUACCUCAUCAACGAGAGUUGCGCCAUCUCCGAAGAGUGGUUCCUCUGCCGGCGUGACCGCAACGAGGGCGCAACGGUGGAGGAAGGGUUUGUCCUGUCUCGCCUCCUCCUCAUCCUCUCGUGUCUAUGCGAGAACGAAUCCCUCUCCCACCUCGUCUCAUUCCAUCAGGAGCGGCUGCUCAGCAUGACGAAGCGCUUAGCCACAGUCCACAUUGAGAACGACGCGCCGGUCGAGUUUCUAGACGAAAUUCGUGCUUCCGUCGCCUCCACCGCUAACCGGCGGCGGUGGGCUCUGGAGAAGCGGCGCAUUGCUGCGUUUGUGCCAGUCCUCAAUACAGACGAGCGCAAGCGACGGUUUCGCAACGGAACCCUCCUGCACACGAUCGACGGCGGAGACAUCUUGGAGGUGACGUUCCGGCGCGGCGAGGUACUUACGGUGCGCAACACGCGCGACGAGUCGGUGUCAAAGGUGUCCUAUCGGAGCUGCGUGCCGCUGAAGCAGUGUGGGGGGCGGCCCUGGUACACUCAGCAGAACGGGCUGCCGUGCAGUCUUUAUGAGCACACGGUGCGCCUCAGCGAUCCCGCCACGGCCUCCGAGAGCGUGCCGCUUCAGGACGAGUGGGUGGGUGAGGUAGUCUUCACACGUGCCGCCAAGUCGCUUACAGUGUCGCUUGCACCAUCCGGUAUCGGUCGCGCCGACAUUGCGCAAGGCACAACUGAGGAGACGCGGUUGAUUGUGGUGUAUGAGCACAAUAGGUACUCUCGUGUGGUGCGCCUCUUCAUGCUUCUCUAUAACGCCGACCUGCAGUGCAGGCUUGAACAGUUCGUGGCCAGCAGCGGUGAAGGAGGGCGGGGGCUGGCGCGUGGGUAUGAGGAGGUGAUCGACUUUCUCAGCAACGCCGCCGCGUCUGUGCACGACAAACCGGUGGCGGCUGGGCCAGACGUGUACUUCAGCAUGAUGGGCUUUCUCGACGCGGAGGGCCUGCGACUGAAGGGUGUCUUCCAAUGCCACCAAAGCAAAGGCGGUCUCUUCACCCUGAACUCGUGUCGUCGAUUUGUUCUGCUCUCGUCGGUGUCAGAUCGGUGGGCCGUGGAGCCACUGCCAAACUGCCUCGAUGCGUCGAUUCCCCCGGCGCCGCAUCGCGAUAUGCGGGAGUCCACCCACCGUCUUGUCGUGCUGUUGGCGCGCCACUUAUACCUUGUCACCUGCAGUGAGAUCGAGCGCAGGCCCGCCGAUUUCCUCGACCAUAUUUUUGUCUUCAUCAACCACCCGCUUGCCGACACGCUCGUGUGCAAGGGCAGCGGCAUCCAUCAGCUGAGUGUGAUGCUGAGCGAGGUGAACAUACGCAUCACCGACCCCAGCGUGCAGCCGUGGGAUGUCAUCUCGCUUGCCCGUCUCGCGAUCAAGAGCCUCUUGCUACGCCCCGAGACGAUCAACAACGUGCGGGAGCACUUAUUGUGGGACUGCCUGCAUGGUGUUGUGACGGCGGCCCACCGCUGCGGUCGCUACCACCGCCAUGAGCUGCUUCGAAGCAUCACCACCUUUGUACAGACGAGGCUGCAGUACACUAGCAUCUAUCAGCAGCUCUUCUCUACGCUGUUUUCGUACGUGGAGCGGUGGAUGGUGGCGCUGCCGGAGGCUAAAGAGGUGAAAAAAGACAUCGCAGCAGGCGUUGACCUCCUGCUUGUCCUCGGCAGUCCAUUGGACGAACAGGUGCGCAAGAUCCCCGUAGCUCCUCUGCAGUGCCUCAUCGAUAUGUGGCAGUCUGUGACAGCCGAUGUGGCGCUCCCGCGCGUCGUGGAUGAGCUUCACCUGGCUAUCAACCCAGAAAGUCCCCCAAUAGACACACUCUGCACCUUUGGUGACUACGUACGACAGGAGCUUAAGGUGGGAAAAGUGCGGAGUACGUGCGGCACGACCGGAAAGGGGCAUUACUACUACGAAGUGACGCUGCCGGACCGCAUCACAUCAGCCUACGCGGUCGGCUGGGGAACGGCGGUGCACAACGAGGUGCCAGGGCAGCACGUAGGGAGCGACCGCAACAGCUUCGCGUACAAUGGUACCGACAUCAACACCCGAGAUGGGAAGGAGGAGUACAAGAUCCAGACGGAGAGCAUCCCUGGCACUGUUGUGGGGUGUCUGCUCAACACGGAGGAGCGGACGGCGGCUUGGUCCCUGAACGGGGUGCUGGGUCCUUUCAUCUCGAUUCCUAUCGCCUUCACGAGCAAUACGCCACUCUUCGCUUUUGCCUCGAUCGGCACGUGCAGCGGCAUGAAGGUGCGACUGCGUGCAAACGAGUUUGAGUACGCGCCAGACGGCUACACCGAUCUUUCCGGCCGUUUUGCGCGUCCACUCGUGGACAGCUACAACCGCGGCCAGCGGAGCGUGAUGGACCGGCAGUCCUAUGCAUUCUACUCACAGCUUGCUUCCUUUCUCUCUGACGUGGAGAAAUACCUGGACGACCAGUCGGUGCAAAACUACAGCACUUCUAUGUCGCAGUUGCCCGAGGAUCCGUACAGGCUAUUCGUGCACACCUAUCCGCUGCUUCAGUUGUACCCCCCGUCCGCGCUGCAGAAAUUUGCGCAAGUGAUUGCGGUGACAGAAAGCUGCAUGGCCACAGCGAACAACUUCGUUGACCUGGACGAGGAAACUGUCACAGGGACGCUGUCGCAGGCCUUUCUGUCGAUGAAGGGGCUUGUCCGCCGCUCCUUUCGACAGCGUCUGCUGGUGACCGUAGCCCCGCUUGAGGCGGUGAGCACGGCCCCCACGAUCUUCGUGCGCGUAACGGAUCUGUACUCCAGUCUACCGCGCACCACGGAGAGUGCGCUACGGUACUCCAUUCUCGCGCAGCUGUACAGGCAAAUCGGAUUUUUAACGGAGGAACAGUGGGUGGUGUCACCGCUUUUCAAGGUGAACCUGCACAUCAGCGGCUCCGGCCACAUCCCGGUCGACAUGGGUGGUCCGUACCGGCAGCUGUGGACCUUCCUGGCAUUCGAGAUGAUGCAGCACCCUGACAAGUGCUACCCCAACUCUGAUUUCCAUCGAAACCCCCUGUUUGUGUUUGUGAAUAAUUCGCAGCGCAUUUCACUGGUGCCGGAUAGCCAGGCAAACUCCAUCUACGAUCUCAACCUCUUCACCUUCUUCGGCAAGAUCAUGGGGCACUCGGCGCGUGCCAAGACCCCACUCGACAUCGACUUUUCGCCGUUUUUCUGGAAGUUUCUGGUUGACGAUGAGCUGACGAUCAAAGAUUUUUAUACCCACGUAGACAGUGUCGUGGAGGCCACUGUGAAAGAUGACAACUUCCUCUUGAGUGGCGUUGCAGACGAGCUGAUCCCCGGCUUUGCGGAAAGCGUUGAGUGGCUGGACAACGACGAUAGCGACGAGGUGGCCGCACAGCAGCGGCGCACCAUUGCCGAACGUUGCCUCGUGCACUCGAUGGAUGAGCAGCUUAACGCUAUCCGUAGCGGCCUCUGGAAAACACUCUCGCGCCGCGUUGUGCGAUGUCUCUCGUGGCGGGACCUAGAAAAUUUGGUAUGUGGUGAAACGAAUCUCACACUGCCCGAUUUGCAAAAGUACAUCCGCGUGCAGUUGACUGGGAGUCGCGAAGCACACUUCUGGCAAAUUGUUGAACAGCUCUCGAUGGAGCAGAGAGCUUCGCUGAUCUGCUUUGCCUCUGGUCAGCGCCGCCUGCCUCUUAUCCGGCCCAUCAUGGUGGCUGAGAACAACGAAAGCGUCGACCACCUUCCCCGCGCUCAGGCAUGCGGGUCACUGAUAACCAUUCCGCAGUACACCUCGCUGGAUAUGUUCAAGGAGAAGCUCCUUGUGGCGCUUCAGCACCAGAUGGAGAUGGAGCUGGCGUGA